Molecule: messenger RNA, 1216 nt
Organism: Cucurbita maxima (winter squash)
Lineage: Eukaryota; Viridiplantae; Streptophyta; Magnoliopsida; Cucurbitales; Cucurbitaceae
Product: anamorsin homolog
Exons: 7
Coding region: 398-1201 (267 amino acids)
Biological process (GO): iron-sulfur cluster assembly
Cellular component (GO): cytoplasm
Molecular function (GO): S-adenosylmethionine-dependent methyltransferase activity; iron-sulfur cluster binding
Source: RefSeq, a predicted model, not a curated record
CCCGCCGGAUCUUCCUCGCCUCCCUUACAGCAGUUCAGCGAAGCCGCCGCCUUCUCUCUCCGUUCAGUGCUGCCGCCGCUGUCUUUCUUCCGUUUGUGACUUCAUCUUGUUAUCGUAAAUGUCGUAGCUUGUUUUAUUAGGGUUCAUAAACUGCCCCCAAACCCACCUAUUUUUGGGUUGAUUCGUAAAAUUUCUCCAAAUUGACCCAAUCCAAUCUGUGUACAGUUCUACUUCGGCCCAUUAUUUAUACCCAAAAAGUAACGGAAGCUUUUUGCCCAAGCAUAUUUAUGGUCGUUUCUCUCGCGGUUUUCUCUCUGAGUCCUGCCUUUUCAUCUCUCGCCCACCGCCAGCCCGCUAUUUCUCUUCGUACACAACUUCGUGAUUGUAGGAAACCACUAUGAAGAGUGUGCUGGCAAUUACCGAUGAUGCCGUUCUGGCUACAAGCGUUGUUAUUAAUGCUUCACAAGAGCUUGGGAAUGAAUAUGUUGAAAACUGUGAUUCACAAAUAAUCACUCAAGCCUUUUCUCUAAAUAAGCUGCCUCUCGGAGCAUCAUCCGUGGAUGUUGUCAUUUCUAUCUGUAGAUCUGAUUUUCCAAGUGAUCGGUUGUGUGAGGAAAUCUCAAGAGUUCUGAAGCCUGAUGGGACGAUCCUUAUUUACAAGACUUCACAAUCUGUUGCAGUUGAGAAAGAUGAGUCCUCUGCUAUGGUGAGAAGAUUACUUUUGACAGGCUUUCUAGAAGCUCAAGUAACAGAGAAGAAAUUAGCUUCUCCAUCUGAUAUAGAGAAUUUCGUGAUAAGAGCGAAAAAGCCUUCUUGGAAGAUUGGCUCCUCUUUUUCUAUUAAGAAGUCUGCAAAAAGCUUACCAAAGAUUCAGCUUGAUGAUGAUUCUGAUUUGAUCGAUGAAGAUAGUUUAUUGACUGAAGAGGAUUUGAAGAAACCCCAGCUGCCGUCAGUUGGUGACUGUGAAGUUGGCAGCACAAGGAAAGCUUGCAAGAACUGCUCUUGUGGUAGGGCUGAAGCAGAGGAGAAAGUAGAAAAACUGGGAUUGACUCCAGAUUUGUUGGAAAAUCCUCAAUCUGCAUGUGGAAGUUGUGGACUCGGAGACGCUUUUCGGUGCAGUACAUGCCCAUACAAGGGUCUUCCAGCAUUUAAACUUGGGGAGAAGGUAGGCAAAAGCUUGAUAACUCUCUUCACCUUUUAACGUAGUUUUGAGAUU